UCCGAUACCCCGGGAGCCACAUUUGAGCUCUUCCCAGACAUCGGCAUGGCGCUCUACAAAAAGGUAGUUCCCUGUGAGGCAUCCAAAGUAGUAGCACCAGAGAAUUUUCGGAUGUUGCUCCGGAACAUCCACAAGCCCGAUGUCAUCGCGGAGGUGUCCGAUGAUGGGUGCUCUAUGACUCAUAUUCGUACUAUGACUACUGCAAGCCAGGCAAGCCAGGCAAGCCAGGUGCCUUCGCUAUGCUCAGGGCUUGUUGUGAACAAUGGCAAAGAUAUUGUUGCUGGUGCCGUCAGUUGUUUGGUCGCGCAGGUCCCAGUCACUGGAAGUUUUUUGGGACCCACAGUUGGGAACCUCGCGGGUGAGGCCCAUGUGAAGUUUGUGAAGUCUAUGGCAGGAGUGGAGAAAUGCAGUGUACCCGAAUGCGACAACCUGUUCAAGUCAAUCACAGGUGGCAAAGUGUGCCCAACAUGCCAAUUGAAAGGCUUGGAUGAGAGGAUGAUCCCCCAAGUGAUUUUGGCAGUGAAGAAGUGGGUCGGAUAGAUGUAGAUGAGCCAGAACGUAGCGAAGCUUGUUGUACCUCUUGGUUUGUUC
Messenger RNA from Cladocopium goreaui, 591 nucleotides. Lineage: Eukaryota; Dinophyceae; Suessiales; Symbiodiniaceae. The record is from the annotation of a GenBank genome assembly.